Molecule: messenger RNA, 2309 nt
Organism: Haliotis rufescens (red abalone)
Lineage: Eukaryota; Metazoa; Mollusca; Gastropoda; Lepetellida; Haliotidae
Product: p53 and DNA damage-regulated protein 1-like
Exons: 4
Coding region: 511-903 (130 amino acids)
Source: RefSeq, a predicted model, not a curated record
UGCUUGCUUACUAAUCGCAGAAACCUUGUACCGAUGGGUCCUGUGCUAGUCGUCAAUCUUUUCACGUGUUGUUGAAAUAUCGAAGGGAGAGCACUCACAACUAAAACGUUACCUUCCGGUGCAGGUUCCCAUCAAAAUUACGAGGUGUGCUAAACUGCUGCUCCCUGUGUGGUGAUUGUCUGGAGGUUGACAGUACCUGUGUUGUCUGGACGAUCAGCGUGGUGGCUACAUCGUGGUGAUUGUCUGGAGGUUGACAGUACCUGUGUUGUCUGGACGACCAGCGUGGUGGCUACAUCGUGGUGAUUGUCUGGAGGUUGACAGUACCUGUGUUGUCUGGACGACCAGCGUGGUGGCUACAUUGUGGUGAUUGUCUGGAGGUUGACAGUACCUGUGUUGUCUGGACGACCAGCGUGGUGGCUACAUUGUGGUGAUUGUCUGGAGGUUGACAGUACCUGUGUUGUCUGGACGACCAGCGUGGUGGCUACGUUGUGGUGAUUGUCUGGAGACAUCAUGUCAGUGCCGGACACCUCGGAUCUGUUGAGCCAGGUGGCGUUAGUGGAAGAAGCUGCUGAGGACAUAUUGGCAGAUCGGAGACAAAUAAUUGAUCUGGAUAAAAAGAGGAACAAGACACGAGAGGCCAUCAGAGCCCUACAGAAGAACAAGGAGAGUGAUAAAUCCUGGGUGUGCUUCGGAAAUAUGUUCAUCAAACUGCCAAACAAGAAAGCUGUUAAUCUUCUCGAGAAAGAUUAUAAUCAACUUGAUGAAGAACUGACUGAUAUCAGGAAUAAAUUAAAACCUAAAGUCAACAAUCUGCGGAACUUGGAAAAUAAGGAGGAUAUGAAAGGCUUUGGCCUCAACCCUCUCAGCAAAGAAGAACUCAGAGCUGUGGAAAAGAUGUUAUGAAAAAACCUUGUGGUACUGGGAAACCCCUUGUAUGAUCUGAGAAGGGAAUGAAUAAACAGUAUGUUUGGUUGCUGGCAACAAUAGACACAUUGCUGGUUCCUCUAGAUCAAAAGAGGAGAAUCAUUUAUGGCUUCAUGACAGAAAGGGGUACACCUGUCACCUCAGGGUGUGAAGCAACAUGCUUUUAUCUGAAAAAUAGCAAGUCUUUGUUGUGAGACUACCAAUUGUUCAACAAGUAUACGUCUCAAAAUUAUUGGCAUGAGUUUUAAGCACAAUCAGGAAUAUCACACGACUGUUGGUGAUCAAUUCUGGACCGAUAAACCAGUGCAAGGGUUGUGCAGGUCAUGAAAUCCUGGAGAAGCCAUGGAUAUUUUAAUGGAGUUUCCCAGGCCUGGAAUAGUAAUGGCAACUAGAAAAUUGUUAUCAACUUCUGAAAGGGUCAUAGAAAAAUGGAUCUUUUUUGGUGACGGGCAAAUAUCUAAAACUCAACCAUCGGCUGUUUUCCAUGUUCACUGUGUUGUGAGUUUUAUUGAUACAAUAUCAUGGAACACUGUCAUAAUACCCCGGAAAACACCAGGAAAGUUGUCCUGCUAAUUGUGCCUGAACCCUUCCCGUGAUGCAAGGAUUGAUCAAUAUUAUCUGGGUACGGAAACAAGAAACCAGGCAGGUCACAUCAUACAUAGUGGUAUUCGCUGAUGGUAUUCCCUGAUGGUAUUCUCUGAUGGUAUUCUCUGAUGGCCAGCUAUCCAAGUGGCUCUGAAUACUGUAUAUGAAUGACCCAUCUCCUCAUACCAACAUUUGUUAAAUGUUGCAUUUGUUAUGGCCAGAUAAGUGUAAGUUUGGUUUGGUUGAACUGCCUCUGAAUACUGCUAUUAAUACAGACAUUUCAGGUGUUGUGGGGAGUGAGUUGUUUAACUACACACUCGGCAUGACACCGUGGCCUAUACGUGUUUGAGUCAGGACCCAACAAACCAGUGACUGGAAGCAUGAGUGAGUGAGUAUGGUUUUACGCCGCUUUUAGCAAUAUUCCAGCAGUAUCACGGCGGGGGACACAAGAAAUGGGCUUCACACAUUGUGCCCAUGUUGGGAAUCGAACCUGGGUCUUCAGCAGGACGAGUGAACGCUUUAACCACUGGGCUACCCGACCGCCCCUGACUGGAAGCAUGAGCCAUGAGCCAUGCAGUCCAUGGUAUUGUGGGAACCUUUUCAUCCUUGGAUUCUGCAUAGUGCCAGUUGUCAUGGAUGCAUGCCACAGUCAUCAUCAUCAUCAUCAUAAUCAUCAUCAUAACUGAAGUGUAGUCAUCUGUGCUGUGUUGAAAUGACAAAACAAGACAUUUCCAGUUUCAGAGGAUGCAGACUCACUAUGUGUUGAUGUAAGUUGUACACAAUAAAGAAGUAGAAAUAUU